Penicillium lagena is the source of this 744-nucleotide messenger RNA. Its product is annotated as nuclear transport factor 2 family protein. NCBI's taxonomy places the organism in Eukaryota, Fungi, Ascomycota, Eurotiomycetes, Eurotiales, Aspergillaceae. Gene Ontology annotation, molecular function: DNA-binding transcription factor activity. The transcript has 2 exons. Gene Ontology annotation, biological process: response to xenobiotic stimulus. The coding region runs from base 1 to 744 and encodes 247 amino acids. The record is from RefSeq and is a predicted model, not a curated record.
AUGAUGCAUGUCUUACACUAUCUCUGUUGUUGGGCCCUCUUGGGAUCUCUCGGUUACGCCCUCACGCAAAAGCCUCUCGAGCAGCCGGGGUGCGGCGGGACUGGUCUGGUCGAUCCAGACGGCCGCUGCAACGGCGACGGGCUCAUCCACGACCCACCUCCCCGGGACCGCGAAGGAUUUCAAUUCGAGAAUCCGUCGACCGACUGCGAGUACGUGACGCAGAUGCGCAUCUGGGACUCGUUCAAGGAUCUGGAGAAGGACAUGACCAAGCUAUUCACGUUGAUCCACAAGAAUGUCAGCUUCACGGUGGUGGGACAUCAUCCAAUUGCCGGCCACUACCAUGACCUGAUGCAUUUCUACGUUAAUGCCCUGCGUCGGGUGAGCGUGCUGUUUUUCGAUCAUGCAGAUAAGUUCAAGAUACAUCCCCAGGCGAUCCAUGGCGGGUGCAAUGAUCGGUGGUCGGUGCAGGAAGUGAAUUUUCGGGGAGUGAUGAAUUCUGGGGAUGAUUUCGACAUCGUCAACGUGUGGGUGACUCGCUGGGGUCAUCACGGCCAGAUGGUUGAGAUUCGGACAUACAUCGAUGCUGCUCGGAUCAUGGAGGCGCUGCACAAGAACGAGAUCUGGUGGAAUGGGACGACGUUCCGCGACAAUCUGCAGUAUAUGCCGGGGCCAGCGGGGAUGCCGGAUAUGAAGGAGUUAGAGAAGUUGAUGGGAUAUCCAAAUGGCAGCAAGUAUGAAGAGUAG